AACAGCAUUCGAAGAUUUUUUGCGGUUAUUAAAAAAAUUUCAACAUCGCGGUUGUUUUUAAUUAUUAUUGUCACCAAUAACGUGUAGGGGUAAUAAUAUAAAUUUAAAAUAUUGGAAAGUUGACAAAAACACUGAAACACAAUGGCAGACAUGUUUAACCCCAAUUUAGAGAAAAUCUUUGAAAGCGUGAAUAGUACUAUUCGAUUGGCUUCUGAGUUUGGAGAUCCAGAACAGCAAAACAUAAAGCCAUACGCUGCGCUAGCGGAAAAAUUAGUGGGUGUCGAGGCAAAAUUUAACAUUCACAACAAAGCUCUUCGGGAAUGCAUGAAUGAAAUAACAUUGGAGGAAUUUGAUCGCCGGUACCAAUCAAACAUCUCUGCCAGCAAGAGCAACGUGAAAGCUUUGAAACGCUACAAGGAUUUCAUCGCCCAAGCCAAAAUGUUACUAUCUGAUAAUGAUGAUAACGCUCAGGACGUCGACGAAGACCUGCAAGUUGAGGAUACUAUUUGCGACAUCGAUCCGAUUACGAAGCGUCCACUUGAAAUACCGGUGCGCAACAAAAAAUGCAAUCACGUAUACGAGAAGGCUUCGAUCGAAAUGUUGAUCAAAAAUAAUCCACGAACAAGAUGUCCAGUUAUGGGAUGUGCGGCUAAUCAGUAUGUGACUUUGACUGAUUUGGAGGAAGACAAAAUGCUGCAGCACAAGCUAAUGCUUCAGCGCCGCAGAAGCUCAGAUUGAAUGCGAAUACUAUAUACCUGACCAAAACUCAUUGAACUAAAAAUCUUUUUUGUUACUUUCACACGCACCGGUUGCCAGCGAUAUGGAUUAUUUAAUAAAGACUGACUAAUUUUAACAAA
Topomyia yanbarensis is the source of this 857-nucleotide messenger RNA. Its product is annotated as E3 SUMO-protein ligase NSE2-like. The transcript is spliced from 4 exons. Gene Ontology annotation, cellular component: nucleus; Smc5-Smc6 complex. Bases 142 to 738 code for a protein of 198 amino acids. Gene Ontology annotation, biological process: double-strand break repair via homologous recombination; protein sumoylation. NCBI's taxonomy places the organism in Eukaryota, Metazoa, Arthropoda, Insecta, Diptera, Culicidae. Gene Ontology annotation, molecular function: SUMO ligase activity; zinc ion binding. The record is from RefSeq and is a predicted model, not a curated record.